Leptidea sinapis is the source of this 3179-nucleotide messenger RNA. It is a transcript of the gene Arms, whose product is annotated as kinase D-interacting substrate of 220 kDa B-like. Gene Ontology annotation, molecular function: protein binding. The record is from RefSeq and is a predicted model, not a curated record. NCBI's taxonomy places the organism in Eukaryota, Metazoa, Arthropoda, Insecta, Lepidoptera, Pieridae. The transcript is spliced from 16 exons. Bases 84 to 3164 code for a protein of 1026 amino acids.
GUCACCAGUCACGCUCCCGGCCCAUCUGUCACGGGACGUCUUAGUUCGGUGUUAUUAAUUAUUAUGCCGGAGCGCGACCCGGUAUGUUCCGUUCCCCGCAGUUGCCUGAAAAUAAGAAAAGUGGUGACAAUGAGUAUGUUCACGUGCGGUGCCUUGUCGCGAACAUUCAUAAACCCAAAAAUGUGUCUAGGCCGCCGACGUGCCCCGAUUCUCCCCUGGAGUCGUCGCUUCGAGAGGAGAGUCCGUCAUCGAUGAGAGAAUGCAGUCCGUCCGUGUCGGAGAUAUCUGAUGUAACCGAGAGAUCUGAGAAUUCUGAAGGUGAACAGUUUAAGGAGAGUCAUGAGAUCCCGACACGCCGUGUGAAGAGUAACAGCAUAGCUGGGGGUUACCUGAUGCCGCCGUCAUCGCAGCACAACAAACGGAGACGACCGACAUUCUUGCAUUUGAACGUCGGCGGUGGCCACGAUCUUCUGGGCCCUUUCUCUGCAGGCACGCACCUCAACUUGCCCCGGUUCACGGUCACUGCACCCCCUGGGGAAGGACGGCGGCUCAGCCAUGGGUUUCCGUUCCACGGCUUCGCACUGCGACGGCACUCAAACACGAGCCUUCACCGCAGCGAGUCGAUGGUUUCACUGGCCUGCUUCAAGACGCUCACCCAGCUGCUGAACAAUGAUGGAAACGAGCUGCAGAACUACCUCGCUGCCAAUAAAAACAUUAACAUCGACGACAGAGAUGAGAACGGCACAACAGCUCUCAUGUGCGGUGCAGAGAGAGGCAGCGUGGAAGGCGUGCGGCUGUUACUGGGUGCGGGCGCGGACCCGUGCGCCGCGGACGCCGACGGCUGGAGCCCGCUCGCGUUCGCGGCCAAGGGCGGCCAUCUUGCUGUAGUGAAGGAGCUUCUCGACGCGGGCGCGCUCGUCGACUCCAGAGAUUGCGGAAACUGGACUCCUUUAAUGUGGGCUUCUUAUAAAGGCCACGAGGAAAUAGUCGCAAUCCUGUUGGAAAAAGGUGCCGAUGUUCAUGCCCACGGCAAUUUUAAUAUAAACUCUCUAGUAUGGGCGGCGGGGCGGAAGCACAGUGGCGUGGUCCAGCGGCUCCUGGCGGCGGGUGCGCGGCCCAACUCGUGUGACAAGUACGGCACGUCGGCGCUCACGUGGGCCGCGCGCGCCGGCGACACGCUCGCCAGCGGCGCGCUGCUGCGGGCCGGAGCUGACGCCAACAACGCCGGCAUGUACUGCUGGACGCCGCUGCUGCAGGCCACGCAAGGUAACCAUUUUGAAAUAGUUCAAAUGCUUCUAGAGCAUAAGCCAAAUGUGAAUGCACUAGACAAGGACGGGUGCACAGCGCUCGCUAUCGCAUGUAAGGAAGGCUACUACGAGAUCGCGUUAGCUUUGAUUAACUCUGGGGCUUACAUCAACGUACAGGACCACUCAAAAGACACACCCCUCAUAUACGCUGUGAAGGGCGGCUACAAGAAUAUAGUGGAGGCUCUGUUGAAGAAGCACGUGGAUGUGGAUUUGGCCGGCAAAGAGAAGAAGACUCCAGUCUACACGGCGGUUGAGAAGGGUCAUGUGGCGAUACUCAAGCUGCUUCUGGCUUCAAACCCUGACUUGGAACUGUCUUCUAUCAAUGGAGACACGGCGUUGGUCCGCGCUGUCCGCUCCCGGAACGCGGAGAUGGUGUCGCUGCUGCUGGAGCGGAAGGCGCGUGUGUCGGUGGCGGACAACCGCGGAGACACAGCGCUGCACAUCGCCAUGAGGGCCAGGUCUAAGCAAAUUGUAGAGAUACUCCUUCGUAACCCGAAGAACAGCCAGCUGCUGUACAAGCCGAACAAGCAGAACGAGACGCCGUACAACAUCGACAUGAGCUACAACAAGACCAUCCUGGGACAGAUCUUCGGCGCCCGCAAGCUGAACACCAACGAAGACAACGAGAACAUGCUGGGCUACGAGCUGUACAGCGCUGCCUUGGCCGACAUGCUGUCUGAGCCCAGCUUGUCGGUGCCCAUCACGGUGGGCCUGUUCGCGCGCUGGGGCUCCGGGAAGUCGUUUUUGCUCAAUAAAUUAAAAGAGGAGAUGAAGAACUUCGCCCGGCAGUGGAGCGAGACGGGCUGGUCAUGGUCCUGGGCGGUGUGGUGGAGCACCUGGCACGCGGCGCUCGCGGUCGCGGCUCUGAGUGCGGCACUCGGCGCUCCGCCCUACGUCGCUCUCGCACUCUGCUUCGGACUGUUCCUGGCGCUCUCGCUGGCCUUCUACUCGCUGUGGUACAUCGGACACAGAUACGAAUGGUGGUGGGCGGGAGGCGUGUUGUCUGCGAUGGGCAAGAGGUUCAACUCGCUGCUGCUGGUGCUGCAAGUGGUGUUCUGUCACCCUCCCGGUCCAGAGGAUCCUCGGGCUUUGCCUGCCACUCCCAUAAGAUUUCACUUUACGGAGGGCAUGAAGAGUGGUGGAGGUCCGGAGAGCGAGGCACUCGUUGUGCAGAUGCUCGGCAGUUUAUCAGAAGCGCUGGAGUGCCAGUACGGGCCCGUGAGUACACGACUUGCGCGCGCCUUGCGACCACGCCCUGUCGCGCCCACGUCUGGAUGGAGAUGGCGCCGAGCGUGCUGCAUCCCACAUAUAAUAACAUUCGAAGUCAGCUUCACAUGCCUACUACUAGGGCUCUGUAUACUUGUCAUCUACUUCACCGACGUAAACGCCGAUAAAUCGCGGCGUGACAUCCAGCAGGGGCUCAUGAUCGGCGCCUGCGCCCUGGGCGGCGCGCUGCUGGUGGCCAACGUGUGCUCGGCCGGCCGCGCGCUCGCCGCCCUGGCGCUGGCGCCGCGCGCGCGUCUGGCCCGCAUCGCACGGCGCGCCGCCCGCGACCACCGCGCGCACCUGCUGGCGCUGCGGCCCGAGGUGCAGGCGCUCACGCACACGGUGAGCUGUCUGGACGCGUUCACCGGUCAGCAGACACGUCUAGUGGUGGUGGUGGACGCUCUCGACAGCUGCGAGCAGGAAAAAGUUUUAGCGCUGCUGAACGCGAUACACGCACUGUGCUCCGACCCCAAGAGCCCCUUCAUCUUGCUACUCGCUAUAGAUCCACACAUAAUCAGUAAGAUUGCUUGGAUGGAGGUCAGUUGUAAGGUUGAUGGAAUACUUGUACUUGUGUCUGUGGUCGCUUAUUAGAGUUCCAUAUUGUGG